CUCGCUCUCUCUCUCUCUGCUUUCAAAUCCAGUUUCUGUGACGUAGUCCUCCCUCUUCCAAUCCCCGUCCUUUAAGCUUUAAAGUAGCCUUAGUGGUGGAGAUUUGAAGGCCACAUCUUUCAAUAACUCCGCCAUUAAAGAGUUGUUACUCUUUUAUCCUUCUUUCUGCUAAGCAAUCGAAUUGCAAGGUGAAAUGGCGCCUAGAAACAGCCGUGCGAAGGCGAAAGGCGAGAAGAAGAAGAAAGAAGAGAAGGUUCUUCCUGUUGUCAUGGACAUCAAAGUCAAUCUUCCAGACAAUUCUCAUAUAAUAUUAAAGGGAAUAUCAACGGAUAGGAUUGUAGACGUACGUCGGCUAUUGUGUGUCAACACGGUCACUAGCAGCAUUACAAACUAUUCACUGUCUCAUGAGGUUCGUGGGCCGCGAUUGAAGGACACGGUCGACGUGGCCGCUUUAAAGCCUUGCGUUCUGACGUUGGUCGAAGAGGACUACGACGAGGAUCGCGCAGUGGCGCACGUUAGAAGGCUGCUGGAUAUCUUCGCCUGCACUACCUGCUUCGGCCCUUCUGCGGCCAAAGACGCGGCGGCGGCAGCAGCAGCAGCUGCGGACAAGGACUGCAAGUGCGAGGCUGGGAAGAAUGCCGGCAGUGCGCAGGAUAAGGUCAAGAACCCCAGCAAAACGCAGGGGAGCAAGAAACCCUCUUCUCCUCCUCCUUCUCCGACGUCGACGAAAGAUGCUGUGGCAGAGAGCGAGGAUGAGAUGAACGGGGCGUGCCCUAGGAUUGGGGCCUUCUACGAAUUCUUCUCUCUUUCUCAUCUCUCGCCUCCCAUUCAAUUUGUAAGGAGGAUCACGAGUCAGCAAUGUGAUGAGCAGCUUUCGGAGGAUCAUCUCUUUUCACUCCAAGUGAAAGUUUGCAAUGGGAAGCUAGUCAUCAUCAAAGCUUGCAGUAAAGGAUUCUGUAGUGUCGGAAAGCAGCAGCUACUAUCCCACAACAUCGUAGAUUUGUUGCGACAGCUUAGUAGAGCAUUUGACAAUGCUUAUGAUGAUCUCAUGAAAGCAUUUUCAGAACGUAACAAGUUUGCAAAUCUUCCUUAUGGAUUCCGUGCAAACACAUGGCUUGUUCCUCCUGUUGCUGCGCAGAUGCCAUCAGCUUUUCCUCCACUUCCGGUAGAGGACGAAGCUUGGGGAGGAAAUGGUGGUGGUUUGGGUAGAGAUGGUAAAAGCGAUAUGAUUCCUUGGACGAAUGAGUUCUCCAUUCUGGCAUCUAUGCCUUGCAAAACAGCAGAGGAGAGGCAGAUCCGUGACCGGAAAGCUUUCCUGCUUCACAGUCUAUUUGUAGAUGUUGCCAUAUUCAGAGCUAUUUCUGCUGUGCAGCAUGUGAUGGGGAAACCAGACUUGACAUCUUUGAGUGAAAAAGAUACAAUUUUGCAUUCUGAGAGAGUAGGGGAUUUGAGCAUCACUGUCACCAAGGAUGCAUCUGAUGCAAGCUGUAAGAUAGAUACUAAGAUUGAUGGAAAUAAAACAAUGGGAAUGGACUCCAAGCAUCUCACAGAAAGAAACCUACUGAAAGGAAUCACUGCAGACGAAAAUACGGCUGCCCAUGAUGUUGCCACUCUAGGUGUAAUCAAUGUAAGAUACUGUGGUUACAUUGUUGUUGUGAAAGUUGACGGCAAUAAAGAAAGCAAAACUGGUCCACUGCAAAGCGUUGACAUCAAUGAUCAGCCUGAGGGAGGUGCCAAUGCCUUGAAUAUUAACAGCUUAAGGAUGCUUCUUCACAGAAGACCAGCACCAGGACACAUCAGAACACUGCCCCAUUCACUGAACUCAGAAUGUGAAGAGCUCAAUUCUGCCCGUGAUAUUGUGAAGAGAGUGUUGGAAAGGAGUCUAGCAAAGCUUCAGGAAGAGGAACCUCACCGAGACAUUUUCAUGAGAUGGGAACUUGGAGCUUGCUGGAUACAACAUUUGCAGGAUCAAAUCACUGCAGAAAAGGAUAAGAAACAGUCUGGUGAGAAGACUAAAAAUAAAUCAACUGUUGAGGGGCUUGGGAAGCCUCUUCGAUCACUUAAAAAUUCACUGAAGAAGACAGAGGCCAGCAGUCAAAGUACAUUACCCAGUGAUGGAAAGUCUCCCAAUAUGGUAGUUGGUGGGGAGAUUGAGAAUGCUAAAUCUCCUUCUAUAGAGUCCCAACGUGAAACCAAGGCGACUGAGAAUGAGCUGGUACUGAAAAAAUUAUUACCAGAUCCAGCUUUUACCCGAUUAAAAGAAUCAGAGACAGGACUUCAUCGUAAGUCUCUGCAGGAACUAAUUGAGAUGGCUCAGAAAUAUUAUGACGAAGUAGCUCUUCCAAAGCUGGUUGCAGAUUUUGGUUCCUUGGAGCUUUCUCCCGUUGAUGGACGGACUCUGACUGAUUUUAUGCAUACUAGAGGCCUGCAAAUGCGCUCUCUGGGUCGUGUUGUUAAGCUUUCAGAAAAGCUUUCGCAUGUGCAGUCACUCUGCAUUCAUGAGAUGAUAGUAAGAGCUUUCAAGCACAUUUUGCAAGCAGUGAUUGCAGCCACUGUUGAUAGUGGAGAUUUAGCUGUAUCAAUAGCUGCAGCUCUAAACAUGAUGCUUGGGAUUCCUGAAGUUGGAGAAUCAGAUCCCCCUUGCCACAUUCAUGCUCUCGUGUGGAAAUGGCUGGAGAUGUUCUUGUUAAAGAGAUAUGAAUGGGAACUGAACAGCAUGAACUUCCGAGAUGUAAGGAAAUUCGCCAUUUUACGGGGAUUAUGCCAUAAGGUGGGUAUUGAGCUGGCUCCCAGGGACUUUGAUAUGGAUUCUACAAACCCUUUUCAGAAGGCAGACAUUGUUAGCUUGGUACCUGUGCAUAAGCAAGUUGCAUGUUCGUCAGCAGAUGGGCGGCAACUUUUGGAGUCAUCGAAAACAGCUCUAGACAAGGGAAAACUUGAAGAUGCAGUCAGCUAUGGUACAAAGGCUCUAGCAAAGCUUGUAGUAGUAUGUGGUCCUUACCAUCGGAUGACAGCUGGAGCCUACAGUCUUCUGGCAGUAGUUCUCUAUCAUACUGGAGAUUUUAAUCAGGCCACAAUUUACCAACAAAAAGCUUUGGAUAUCAAUGAGAGAGAACUUGGACUUGACCAUCCAGAUACCAUGAAGAGUUAUGGGGACCUUGCAGUGUUCUACUAUCGGCUUCAACACACAGAGCUGGCUCUAAAGUAUGUGAAGCGAGCACUGUAUCUUUUACAUCUUACUUGUGGUCCAUCCCAUCCAAACACAGCAGCUACAUAUAUCAAUGUUGCUAUGAUGGAGGAAGGCCUGGGAAAUGUACAUGUGGCCCUUAGAUAUCUCCACAAAGCUCUGAAAUGUAACCAAAGGUUACUUGGUCCAGACCACAUUCAGACUGCAGCAAGUUACCAUGCAAUAGCCAUAGCUCUUUCACUUAUGGAAGCGUACCCUUUGAGUGUUCAGCAUGAGCAGACAACCUUGCAAAUACUUCGGGCCAAGCUCGGUCCAGAUGACCUUCGUACACAGGAUGCUGCUGCUUGGCUUGAGUAUUUCGAGUCCAAGGCUUUUGAGCAACAAGAAGCUGCUCGAAAUGGGACGCGGAAGCCUGAUGCAUCCAUUGCCAGCAAAGGCCACCUAAGUGUGUCAGAUUUGCUUGAUUACAUAAACCCCGAUCAAGAUAUCAGAGGAAGAGAUGCUGAGUCAGGGAAAAAGAGAAGUUUUGGGACAAAGGUUAAAGGAAGGUCCACCCAAAACCUCAGCUUGCCAAGCUCUGACAGUUCUCCAAAAGACUCACUUGCCGCAGCUUCAGAUGAAGAGAAGCAACCAAUUGUUAAACUUAAAAGUAGCCCGACGGAUGACCAAACUAAUGCUCUGCUGGUUCAAUCUAAACAUUCUGUUGAAGAAGUUGUAGCUGAGGUGCAGCCAACCAUUGUCAAAGAAGUGUUAACAGCAGCAAACACAGAGGGAGAAGAUGGAUGGCAACCUGUUCAAAGGCCAAGGUCAGCUGGCCUAGCCGGGUAUAGACUCCGACAGAGACGGGCAAAUAUUGGAAAGGUCUAUAAUUAUCAGAAGAAGGAUGUUAUUACUGAAAAUUCCCUCUCCAAAGCAAGUAAUUCUUAUCCAAACAGUCGUUAUUAUCUCUUGAAAAAACGAACAGUAACUCCUGGAAGCUACACUGACUAUCAACCUGUGAAAAGUUCCUCACCUGGAGGUGCCAAAUUCAGCCGUAAAAUAGUCAAGUCUGUGACGUACAGGGUCAAGUCAGCACCUUCGUCAAGUAAUGCCGAGGUGGCAGAUGGCUCUACAAAUGAUAGUAAGACUUCCAAUUCACCUCUAGAGCCUCGGCCAGGUUCUGCAUCGAAUGAUUACCGCAUGCAUCCGUCUGAAGUUACAGCUCAAAUGAAGAAAAAUUUGACCAUAACUCUUGGGAGAUCCCCUUCUUACAAGGAUGUAGCAUUGGCACCGCCAGGCACAAUUGCUAAGAAUAUGCAAGUCAGAAAUCUGAAAGAAGACCUUUUGGACAACAGACAACCACCGAGUGGAAAAUCUGGAAAAGAAGCAACAGAACCGAUCGUUGCUGACAAUCCUCUGGAAGAUGCGUCUAAAGCAACGGAAGUAGACAAUGCAAAGGAAAAGAACUCUCAGAAUUGCGUUCCUGAUUCCAUAGCUAAUGGAAAGGAGGAAACUGGACCUGUUGAUAAGAAGGAAGAAGGCAAAUCAAAUGAUGAAAAGAGAAAUGACCUUUCUGUGAUGGUCUCUCCUGAUCCAGGUGCAGUUGCUUCUGGCCAUAUCUGUAUAGAGGGCAAUCUGAGCAUUGAUGCUCUUGGAGGUGAGGAUCAUGAGGUAGACAGCAGCACACAGACUGAUGUGAUUACUAGUUCUACUGAUCCGACCAAUGGAAAAGAGAGUCAAGGGUAUGAUUUAUCCAGAAGCAUUCAGAUGGAGAGUGAGUCAAGCUCCGAAGCAUCAGCAGAAGGCGGUUGUGAGAAGGCUUCAUCUGGCAGCGUUGAGCCUGAGAAUAACUCAAGCUCUAAUGCACAAGUCGGGGAGGAUCAUGACAAGGUCAGCACCAUGGGAGCCAGAGGCGAUGACCCGGAAGGGAAUUCUUCAGCACCAAAUUCAGUUGAGGUGAAAGACAUCCCCAACAGGAAGCUGUCUGCAUCAGCUGCUCCCUUCAGUCCGUCUGCAGCCAUACGUGGCCCUGUGCCAAUGAAUAUUAGUCUCCCCCCUGGAACAGGUGCAGUUGCACAGUGGCCAGUAAAUAUGACCCUUCACCCUGGUCCUGCAGCUGUUGUUCCAACAGUUACACCCAUUUGCUCCUCUCCUCACCACACCUAUGUGUCAUCCCCAAGAUCACCUAAUGUUAUACAUCCCUUGCCGUUCAUGUACCCUCCUUAUCCACACCCCCAAGCAGUACCAAAUGGCACCUUUGCCAUGAAUAGCAAUAUGUUUCAUACCAAUCAUAUGCCAUGGCAAUGCAACAUGAACCUGAACACAUCAGAAUUUAUUCCAGGGACAGUAUGGCCAGGCUGUCAUCCAAUGGAAUUCUCUGUAUUGCCAACUGUCAUCGAACCGGUUACUCAACCCACGUUGGAGUCAAAAAUGCCGGCUGACAAUUUUGAAGUCAUGACUUCAACUCCUCCAGGGGAGACUAAGGAAGGGAAAAACAUCAAGAAAGAAAAUGGUGAUGCAGUAUCAGGAGUCAUAGAGAGUGGGAGUGUAGUAGCUGAAAAUUCGUUGGAAAAUAAGCAAGAAGAUGGUGACUCUGGUUCUCAUAAGAAUGAAAUGGUUAAAAACGAACUGAUUUCUGUAAAUGUUCCAAAAGAAAACACUGAGAACAAUGGUGAGAAGCACAUGCCGAGAAACAGUAAUAAAAAUGACGGAGAGGGGAGCUUCAGCAUUUUGAUAAGGGGGAGAAGAAACAGGAAGCAGACUCUUAGAAUGCCAAUAAGUUUGCUCAAUAGGCCAUAUGGGUCACAGUCGUUUAAGGUUAUCUAUAACAGAGUAGUCAGAGGGAGCGAAGUUCCCAAAUCCACGGAUAUUUCUUCAAGUGGAGAUAGCACGUCCAAUGUUCCAUAGACAGAUUUUACCAAUAAGUUUAGCCGAAAGGGCAAGGAAAGAAUUAGAAGACUAAGUUGUUUUUGUUUUGUUCUUAAAGAUACUGAAGCAUCUGGUUCUGGCUUUCAUGGUCGAUAUACAGACGUCUUUUUUUCCGGCAACUGAUGUUUCAGAUGUUGCAUAUCAUCAUUUACCCAUUUGACCAAUCUUGCAGACAAAAGUACAGGUUAGUCCUAUCAUUAUGGCUAUUCAAUUUUAGUUUUUUUAUCAAUCGCAUGCAUAUGUAUGCAGCUAUGUAAUUUAUUUUAUAUCUGCAUGCACAUACGCAUGUGAUUGAUAAGCUCAGUGUUGAAAGCCUUCUGUCCUGUCCUCCGAGGCAACAGGUCCAUUUGAACUUAAUAAUCUUAGAUAACUAUGCUUGUUCUUAUUCAUUGUCAUUGAAACCUAAAAGCCAAUGCAGGUGUUGAUUGCUGAGAUUCAACUGGUCUCUACUCCAUGCAUAAUCACUUUUGAUGAAGCACAGUGGAUUUUCAUUUUACAUCAGAUUGGUGUGCAGGUUCUUCCAGGUAAUUUUGUUUUCCGGAUUUGCAAGAGGGUCUUAAAGCAGCGGUCCUUAGGAUGAAAACUCUUGAGUAAUAGUUUUGACUUAGUUUACAUGAAAUUGCAUUGGAAUUCUUAAAGGGAUUUUGUCAUGACAUUCAAUUGCCUACUACCUGUUGCAUAAUAUUGUUUAUUACUGCAACUAUGGUGGCAGAAUGAAUAAUGUUGAAAAUUUUUAAUUUCAUGAA
This is a messenger RNA of Magnolia sinica, 6840 nucleotides long. RefSeq names its product protein REDUCED CHLOROPLAST COVERAGE 1. Gene Ontology annotation, cellular component: cytoplasm. Gene Ontology annotation, biological process: organelle organization. Lineage: Eukaryota; Viridiplantae; Streptophyta; Magnoliopsida; Magnoliales; Magnoliaceae. The transcript has 25 exons. Gene Ontology annotation, molecular function: protein binding. The coding region runs from base 194 to 6073 and encodes 1959 amino acids. The record is from RefSeq and is a predicted model, not a curated record.